CAGACGACCAGUCAACUCACUAGUUUCUGCGCCGUAAAGUUGGGGUCGUCUUUGACUGUUGUAACGAUGCCGGCAGAAACGCGUGUCACCGUGGACGGGACCUGCCAGGCUCUGUGCAAAACCCUGGUCUCUCAGAACGGGAUCCAGAGAGACACGGCUGACAUCUCCAAGUCUGUCCUCUACACAUCACUGAUGGGGCUGCUACUGGUCGUAGACAAAGAGGUGAGUCUCAAGGUUGGGAGUGGAAGAGUCGGCCUUCGUAACGUAGGAAACACGUGUUUUCUGAAUGCGGUGGUGCAGUGUCUAUCUCACACCAGAGGUCUGAGGGACUACUGUCUGGUCAAAGCCUACAGACAGGAGAUGUGCAGUAGAGAGGAGCCACACCUCAUGGAGGCGUUCUCCCAGGUGCUGUUGGGUCUCUGGGAUGUGAACGAAGAAAACCAUAACACAGAAGUGAAUCCUGGGAAGUUCUACAGCGUCUUCAAAGACGCCGUACCUUACUUCAGCGGAUACAGUCAACAGGAUGCUCAGGAGUUUCUGAGGUUCCUAUUGGACAGGCUUCACUGUGAGAUCAACCGUCGGCCGUACGUUCGGCUCACCAGCCUGGAGCCUGAACCCAAAUGCACCACAGUCAGGAUUGACGAGCAGGCGUCUGCCAUGUGGAAGAGACACCUGGUGAGGGACGACAGUAAGAUCGUAGAUCUGUUUACAGGUCAGCUACGUAGUUCCCUCCACUGCUCCGUGUGUUCCCACUACUCCACCUGCUUCGACGUCUUCUGUGACCUGUCUCUACCCAUCCCUAAGAGGAGUGCAGCAGGGGACGGGUCUCUGAGGGAGUGUCUUGAUCUGUUCACACAGGAAGAGAAGCUGGACGAGGAGAACGCACCCAUGUGUGAGCGGUGUAACAGACGUACAGAGAGCACCAAGAGACUGACCAUCCAGAGAUUCCCACAGGUCAUCGUCAUGCAUCUGAACCGGUUUGCCAUGUCGCGGUACAUGGUGUGCAAGAGUACAGUGUGUGUCUCCUUCCCUCUGACAAGCCUGGAUAUGGGGCCCUACGGACCGGUCGACUGUGGUCCUGUGCUGUAUGAUCUGUAUGCCGUGUGUAACCACAGUGGGACUGUCAACAUGGGCCACUACACAGCCUGUUGCCUGGAGGACGACGGAUCGGGAUGGUGCUGCUACAACGACUCCUGUGUGACUCCUAUAUCAGAGAACCAACUGCAGUCUGCUCAGGCCUACGUCCUCUUCUAUCAACGCAGGAAGUGAACCAUCGGGCAGCCAAUCACUACAGCUAUAACUGCAAAACAGAGCAUUCAGCAGCCAAUCAGAAAAACUGUUACUACAAGCAGAGCUUUCAGCAGCCAAUCGCUACAGCUGCUACUACAAAUGGAAUGUUACAAACAGCUGUGAUGUAGCGGUAUUGUAACCAAGCAACCAGCGUCUCAACCAACUGGUCUGAUGUUGGACAGCUUGAGGUUUGUGUGAGUCUGGGACAAAGACAGGAGAAAGGGAUAGAAAGACAGAUAGACGGAGAGGAGAGGAGAAAGGGAAGAUCAGUGUAAGAGAGUUACUAGCUCAGCUAGGAACAUGUGUGUGUAGACCUUCAGUUCUAACAGACAGAGAUUCUGUUAUCACUGUACACACACACACACACACACACACACACACACACACACACACACACACACACACACACACACACACACACACACACACACACACACACACACACCACCAUGAGGAAACAUGUCAACAGCAUGUUAUCAGACAAUAUUAACUUGUGCUAUACACUAGCUUAAUUAAUAACCAACAAUCAGACAGAACGCUUUAAAGAAAAGCCUGCAGAUAUAUAUACUGUGUUAAAAUAGUCUAGACGAACUGGUAGGUAGAAACAUUCAUUUGCACUGAGUAGAAAGUCGCUUUUUCAUUUUAUGCUGUUAUAAAUUGAUACGUUUUUAUAAAACACAAACUAGGACUGUGCAUCAAAGGGGUGUUUGAGCAACUUUUUCUAAAUUAACAAUUAUUUAAAUGAUUUUUUGUUUUUACUUUCUUAUUUGAUUAAAAUGUGGAGU
This is a messenger RNA of Salvelinus fontinalis (brook trout), 2075 nucleotides long. RefSeq names its product ubiquitin specific peptidase 21 (gene usp21). Gene Ontology annotation, molecular function: cysteine-type deubiquitinase activity. Gene Ontology annotation, biological process: protein deubiquitination. The record is from RefSeq and is a predicted model, not a curated record. Lineage: Eukaryota; Metazoa; Chordata; Actinopteri; Salmoniformes; Salmonidae. The transcript has 11 exons. The coding region runs from base 67 to 1269 and encodes 400 amino acids. Gene Ontology annotation, cellular component: cytoplasm.